Messenger RNA from Polyodon spathula (Mississippi paddlefish), 1284 nucleotides. Its product is annotated as cholecystokinin receptor type A-like. Lineage: Eukaryota; Metazoa; Chordata; Actinopteri; Acipenseriformes; Polyodontidae. Bases 1 to 1284 code for a protein of 427 amino acids. The record is from RefSeq and is a predicted model, not a curated record. Gene Ontology annotation, molecular function: cholecystokinin receptor activity; neuropeptide receptor activity. Gene Ontology annotation, biological process: neuropeptide signaling pathway. Gene Ontology annotation, cellular component: membrane. The transcript is spliced from 5 exons.
AUGGAAACAUUUGCAUAUUCUGAUAUGGAUUUUAAUUCUACCGAUAUUGACAAUAUGCUAUGCGAGCUCGGAUUACACAACCAGACCGAAUACUGUGGGUCACCUCCAACACCACCACCUCCACCAAAAGAUAUGAAUCAAACAGUGAGGAUUUUCUUAUAUAGCCUCAUAUUUUUGUUGAGCGUCCUGGGAAAUACCUUGAUCAUAGCAGUCCUGGUGCGAAACAAGCGGAUGAGAACUGUGACCAAUAUAUUCCUGCUGUCCCUGGCUGUGAGCGAUCUAAUGCUCUGCUUCUUCUGUAUGCCAUUCACCCUCAUCCCAAAUCUGAUGAAGGAUUUCAUAUUUGGCAGUGGAGUCUGUAAAAUUGCUGCCUACUUCAUGGGUAUCUCUGUAAGCGUGUCCACUUUCAGUCUGGUUGCCAUUUCCCUGGAACGAUACAGUGCGAUUUGUAACCCUCUGCAGUCCAGAGUUUGGCAAACCAAGUCCCAUGCCUUGAAAGUGAUCACUUGUACUUGGUUUGUCUCAUUCAUUCUUAUGCUACCGUAUCCAAUCUCAAGCACCUUGGUUCCCUUCACCAGAGACAAUAACAGCACUGGUAACAUGUGUCGUCUUACCUGGUCAACAGACAUCAUCCAGCAAUCCUGGUACAUUUUCCUGUUGCUGAUUCUUUUCCUUGUACCUGGAAUUGUAAUGAUGACGGCAUAUGGAUUCAUCUCUCUGGAACUAUACAGAGGAAUAAAGUUUGAACUAAUUCAUAGGAGAUCAUCCCGAGAAAGAAAAAUCAGUAACAGCAGCAUUAAACACAUUGAUAGAGAUGGCUGCUACUUCCAUAAGUCCAAAAAGGAGAAGAUGGAAAUGCAGAAGCUACCCGGCACUAAUAGUAUCAAGAUCAAAAGGGCCAGAAGCAACAGCUCCACAGCCCACCUGGUGGCAAAGAAGAGGGUGAUUCGCAUGCUGAUUGUUAUUGUGAUUAUGUUUUUCACCUGCUGGACCCCCAUAUUCACAGUCAAUGCCUGGCGAGCAUUUGACAGGAUCUCUGCGGACAGGCUGCUAUCUGGGGCACCCAUAUCCUUCAUCCACCUACUCUCCUAUACAUCCGCAUGCGUUAACCCCAUCAUUUACUGUUUCAUGAAUAAGCGUUUCCGGCUGGCCUUUCUCACCACUUUUACCUGUUGCAAGCAAAUCCAUGACUUGCCACGAGAUGUGGAAGAGGAUGUAGCUACAACAGGGGCCAGUCUUUCCAAGUACACAUACAGCAAAAUCAUCAUACCUGCCCAAGCAUAG